Messenger RNA from Effrenium voratum, 1227 nucleotides. The record is from the annotation of a GenBank genome assembly. NCBI's taxonomy places the organism in Eukaryota, Dinophyceae, Suessiales, Symbiodiniaceae.
GAUUGUACGACCCCCUAUUCCUAGACAGAGUGAUUGAACAACUGAAUGCCAUCGUCCUUUGCUGCUUUUGCGACCUUUGCGGCGACGCGCCGAUCUGCUUGUGCACUGGCAAUCCUUUCCUUGUUUGGCGGUCGCAUAUUGAGCACCAUGGCCUUUCCCGGCAUAUCAGCGAAGCAACUGCGAGUAGAGCGGGCGAUUCGUCUCAUGCAAUCCGUCUAUGGGAACUUUCAAUCAACAAAUUUCCCUUUGCCCCUGCCCGAGGAAGAAGCGGGUCCCUGUGACAAUGGACAGCGACGCUAUCUUUGGACAGACGCCUUUGCCGUGUUAAAUCUGGUAUCACUCGCAGAAGCCUGCCCUUCAGAGACGACAAAAUUCCUUGGCUUGGCCAAUCAGUUGGUGGACACCGUGCAUGACAGUCUUGGAAAGCCUCGUUCGGCCUUGUCCCAACAUGCAAUGCAACCAGACGCGAGUUCACCCUCUGGUUACGUGGGACUACGCAUUGGCAAGGUGCACAGUAGGGUCGUGACCGAUGCGGGCAUGAGCUAUGAUGGUCAGUAUUGGCAUUACAUUGACAAGUGGUUACUGGCUCUGAUACGCCUGGGACGUCCGCAAGAGGCGGCACGCGUUGCCAAGUGCGUUUUUGGGCAUUUUUAUGAUGCCACUGGUGGCGGCAUGCGCUGGAAGCUCUCCGUGGACGCCACUGCGCCUGGCCCACUCCAGUAUCAACCGCCCGGUGAUGAUACAUUGACGGCACUCAUUGUCUUUUCUCUCAUUGAACACCAUCUGCGGCAAGAGCAGUGUGCAAAGUAUUCACUGCAGAACGAGAUCGACAAGCUACGCCAGUCUUUGGUUGGCUACAAGGGCCGAGUCACCUCCGAUCCGCUUGGAUGGGGCCUGGCAGCGAUGUAUGAUCAGUGGCUGGAACGGAAGCGUACAACAGAGCUCCAACUCUACGCAAAGGACGCGCUCAGCACCUUCCACAUGUCCUUGCCCUUUCGCUUGUAUGGGGCCUUGUUGGGUGCGAAGCUAUGUCCAAAGGCAGUGGAUGAAAUUGCACAGGAGCUAGGCCCGCUCGUGGAAAUGGCGGUCCGCUAUGAAGAGUCUCACAUUUUCCAAGGUACACAUGAAGAACAUUCCAGCAUUAACCGAGUCAUGUUGGCAACGGUUUUGCUGACCCCAGGAGCGUUGGGACGAAUGUCUGGAGAACCGUCGCUGUCCUUGCGAUAA